Messenger RNA from Tripterygium wilfordii, 2985 nucleotides. Its product is annotated as TSL-kinase interacting protein 1-like. The coding region runs from base 246 to 2648 and encodes 800 amino acids. Gene Ontology annotation, biological process: pattern specification process. The transcript is spliced from 14 exons. Gene Ontology annotation, molecular function: chromatin binding. Lineage: Eukaryota; Viridiplantae; Streptophyta; Magnoliopsida; Celastrales; Celastraceae. Gene Ontology annotation, cellular component: nucleus. The record is from RefSeq and is a predicted model, not a curated record.
AUUUGCUGAGAUCAAAAAUAAUAAUAAAAAAAUAAAAAUUAAGGAACUUCAAAGUUCAAAGAAAAAACACAAGAACCCUAGUCAAUUUUCUGGCCUUGAUUGAAUCGAUUCGAUCUAUGUUCCGGAUCUCUUCUGCGCAAAUCGUGUCCUCAUAGAUAUUGUUGCGUUGGACUCCGAGCGUAAUGCAUGGUUGGACAUUGGGAGCUAAAGAGCAUGAAAAUUAGGGUUUCUGUGAAGUCCUGAAGAUGCUGACGGAAUCACAGGUUUCCUUGGAGUCUGAGGUACAACCUCAGCAAGAUAACAUUUCUAUGGUUCCGGAUGGAGAUCCUGGUGUGACACCAUCAGCCAGAACUAAUGUUUCACCACAGCAGCAGCCACCUGCCAAAAAACCAACGCGGCAAUGGGCAGCUUGGACGCAUCAAGAGGAGGAAAGUUUCUUCACUGCACUCCGGCAAGCUGGCAAGAAUUUCGAGAAGAUCACUUGUCGUGUCCAAAGCAAAAACAAAGAUCAGGUCAGACAUUACUACUAUCGUCUUGUGAGGCGUAUGAACAAGCUGCUCGGUCCAGGGCUGUGUUUGGAUGCCAAAAACUCAAAGGAUACCAACGCAGCAAUGCUUCGAUGGUGGUCUUUAUUGGAAAAAUAUAGCUGCAAGGCCUCGAAACUUCACCUGAAGCCCCGGCGUUUUAAGAUAUUUAUAGAAGCCUUGGAGCACCAACUCUUGAAAGACCAAAAGAAAAAUGUGAGAAAACGACGUCCCUUCGAGGAAAACUGUUCUCUCAUUACUUCAACAUCUGUCAGAAGCCAGAGUAGAACAUCAGCACAGGAUAGCCGCACUGUUAAACUGCUUCUUGUGGACAGUCAAAAUAUUCAAAAAUUAGGAUCUGGAAAGGGACUAGUGAAGCGCAACGCUAAUUCAGGUGGUAAUCGUUGUGGCCACAGAGGAGACACUACUGCCAUAAAACCACCUAACAGCAGGCAGAGACGGAAACAAGGAGGUGUCGUCUCAUCCGCAGCAUAUAAAAAAUGGGAAAAGGCUGCAAUUGCUGGUGUUUCUUUGGUUGCUCAUGCUGCAGAGCAUUUGGAGCGAACAAGGAUGGAUAAAGAGGUGGAACAUGAGCGGUGUAUGCCAGUUGAAAAUGGCCUUGACCCAGUGGGAGAAGUACCAUACACAGUAGCUGUUUCACAAAAUCCUUUAGUCGGGGGCAAUGCUCUCAAUUCUAUGAAACUUAAGCUCCAGUUGUUUCCUGUUGAUGAUGGUGUUCGGAGAGCGUUGGAAAUGGAUAAACAUAAUCCACACCUGGAGCUCACUCUUAGUACCCGGAAAAAGAUAUCAUCGGUAUUGGAACACCUGAACCGCAAAUGGGGUAAUUCAAGUGCAGCAUCUGGAGACCUAAUGCUUUUCCCUUACAGUGCUCAGAGGGAAAAUCUUGUGGGUUGUCAGAGAUGGACUCAGGAUUCCACCGUCAGUGCAGCAGAUGUAUAUGCAAUGAUAGGAAGUCCUCCAGUUUUUCGCUUGAGGUAUGGUUGGUUUUCCAACUCUCAAUUUGGGUCGGCAACGUCACAACCACCGUUAAGAUCCUGGUGCAUUCCUUGCAGUCAUCAUAUUAGUGUUGAAAAUAUGGAGGGGCAAACUGAGGGUUCAGUUCCCACAGCUGGGCCAUCAAACAAUGAUCAGUCUGAGACACUUGUGGAUCCAUUCAGGGAUCAACUAGUUACAACAGAUGAUAACCAUGCUUGUGCACCGCCUUCUACAGAUGAUGCCCAUGAAAUGCAUAGGUACUUGAAUGCAGGUUCCAGAAAUAAUCUUGUGGAGUCCUUUGAUUCUUCAGCAAAUAUAUCAUUGCAUAGAAAGGACACUGGUGACAGGACUAACCCGAGACAAUCGGAAGAUGCGUAUGAUCUGGCGUUGAACAAUGGUGCGGGUCAAUCAGCUGGAGAGUGGGCAGACAGUCUUACUAAUAUAAGUGUUGGAGAUCUACUUUCAGAAUUGCCUCAGGACAUGGAUGCUGAAUGCGUUGAACCUCCUGUUGGUCAAUGCUUUCUGCAAACCCCAUUCAGCUGUGAUUCGUUUGAUGCUGCUAUUGCUGCUCAUAUGUCCAGACAUCAGAACAAGAUGGUCUUUGCAUCCAUGGAAGCAUCUUCUAUUUGGGAUGCUGAACAAACAUGUGAUGCCUUCUCAUUUCAAAAGAAUCACGUUCUUUGUCAGGAUGUUCCUACAACAACAGAUUUUACUUCAUCGGGGCUCUGCAAACAGGUUGCAAUAACAAGCUCAGCGGCUUCUGGUGACUUGGUUGAGGAGUUACCUGAAGCCGAGCACCCUAUGGACUGUCCUUGUGACCCUAUGGAGGAAUGUACCCCUGAUGCACAUGAUGUUUACAAUCCGGCAAAAGAUUUCACUGGUCUAACAGAUAUUUAUUGGCCUGAAUCUUUAGGAUCGUUAGAUCUGGACAUUCGUCCCUCAAAGUAUGAUAACGAAGACCUAAUUUUAAGUGACAGCCUUGGUGGUUUGAACCGUCUGAUAGCCAGCAGUUUGGACACAUUUCAGAAUUGCUCAUUUUUCGGUUUGGACAAGAAAGAAGCUCCAUCAACAGUUGAAACUCAUGAAACUGCCUCCUUUAUCAAUUUUAAAGUUGGCAGUGGGGCUUGAAGUUGUAGUGACUUGUUCCUCGGUGAUAACAUGCUUAGAGAGCUAGAGGAGUUGUCUGAAUAUAGAGAAGACUAAUUACUUUCCGGUUCAGCUGACAAAAGGUGUGUGUGCUCAUGGAUCUGAUACAAGCCAACAAGAGAACCCGGUGGCGUGGAGAAUGUUCCAUGUAUCAUAGCAUCACCCCUGCAUGUACAAAUAUCGAAAGUGUAAACAUUGCACAGUUUUCUGUUGUCGUCCAACUUUUUUCUGUAGUUUGUUCUGUACAUUGUUUUCCAAAGAAGUUAUGUACUUACUGUGUAUUCACAAAAGAAAAACUAACUUAAUUUUCUUUUGACUA